AUGCCCGUUGUCACACGUGCUGCAGCAGUACGAUCCCAGUUUACUGGUGAUGAUGAAGGUUCAAACGAUCCUGCAACAUCUAUAGCAUCAUCUACUAAUAAAACAACUAGAAGAGGUCGAGGGCGACCAAAAAAAACACAAGAAGGUACAUUGCAUUUGAAUACCGAUUCUACUAAAUCAGAAACAACCUUAAUGUCACACCCUCAACCUCAAGAUUCCUUUAAGCUCGUUCAGUCCCUGGCAAUAGUGAUCAUUGUUUAG
Adineta ricciae is the source of this 261-nucleotide messenger RNA. Lineage: Eukaryota; Metazoa; Rotifera; Eurotatoria; Adinetida; Adinetidae. The record is from the annotation of a GenBank genome assembly.